Molecule: messenger RNA, 426 nt
Organism: Dentiscutata erythropus
Lineage: Eukaryota; Fungi; Glomeromycota; Glomeromycetes; Diversisporales; Gigasporaceae
Source: the annotation of a GenBank genome assembly
AUGCUUCCACCACCUUUAGUACCAUACAAUACUGCAGAUGAGCUUUUCCAAAGUGUUCAACAAUUCGCAAACUCACAAGGUUAUGCAUUAGUAAAAAAAAGAACUCGUAAAGAUAGACAUGACCUAUUGCAGCCUCUUUUGCAGAACAUAAAGGAAAGAUAUCAAGAAUGGCCUGAACAUCAACAAACAGCUGCCAGAGAAACAUUAAAUAAUAUGAUUGAUUCUCCAAUAAUGACUCUGCAAAAUCCUCAAGUAGUUCGUACUAAAGGACGUCCUCCUGGUGCUCCAAAUAAUCAACAAACCAAUACUACAAGAAGAGAACCUUCUGGAUUUGAAUUUGUUGAACCCAGAACAAAGCAGUGUUCUAUUUGUAAACAGUCUGGGCACAAUGCACGUACUUGUCUAAAUAGAAGUAGUACAGAAUAA